Lymnaea stagnalis (great pond snail) is the source of this 15175-nucleotide messenger RNA. NCBI's taxonomy places the organism in Eukaryota, Metazoa, Mollusca, Gastropoda, Lymnaeidae. The record is from the annotation of a GenBank genome assembly.
CAUCAGAGAAAGCGACGUAUGAUUGUCGAACAGAUCAUCAAAAGUGAACAGUCUUACUUGGAAAGUUUGGAGCGUAUCCUCAAGGUGAUUUCCUGUCCAUCUUAAUGUGUUGCCGUACUGUCCUUAUUUUUCACCAAGGGGUUUGUAGAAGUCUGUUGUUACAGGAAGCAGGCAGUUAAAAUUGUACGAGCAUAAGGAAAAUAAUUUCAGUUACAAAUACAGUAUGGGCCAAAAUUAAUUGUACUGAAACUCUAGUAUUAUAUUACAGAGAUGUGUUGGAGAAAGGGGGGGGGGAGUUUUUCAGGGGAAAAAAGGUGGGGUGGGGGGGGGGUUAUUCACAAAGAAAUCAAGAUCAUUUUUGAUAAGAGUCGAUGAAAAUUAGUUAAUACAAUUAAAAUUAUGGGGUUGUCUUCCCUAAGGUUCCUUCUUUGGAUAUUAAUAGGUAAAUUUAUUAUUAUGUUUCAAAUUAUGUAACUCCAAUCUAAACUGCUCUAACAAUGUUACAUCUAUUAGGAAUAUGAGAAGACAGUUGUUGAAUUCAUCCACAACCCCAAGUCACGCUUGAAGCAUGUGUUUGCACCCAUGAGAGACAUCAUCUCUCACCACAAGAUGUUUCAGAUAGAGAUGUCGGAAUCAGCCAGGAAGUGGAAUGAGGAGGACAAGAUAGGAGACACAUUCACUGCUUCAGUACGUUGGUUUCUGAAGUAAUUCCAUUAGUUGGUAUAUUAGCCAGUAUAAAAAAAUAUAUGCUUUUGAAAUAAUAUAUAGUUUUAACUAAUUUCUUUUUAUCAUAAGUCUUGUUGAGUGAGUGGAAGUGCUAUGAUAUUGUCUUGGGUUUGUCUGAAGAAAUGUAUCUUUUUUUAUAAAUGAAAAAUUCAGCGGCCAUCAAUACAUGAGUUUUCCUUGCUUAUACCAAGCACAGAAGGGGCAGCUAUUCCAUGCAUGAUUAGUCCCUCACAUAUUACAAAACACAGAUGUGGCAGCCGUUCCAUUCAUCAUUGGUCCCUCUCGUGUUAUCAGGUCCAGAAGUGGCAGCUCUUCCAUUCAUGAGUAGUCCCUAACACGUUACCAAGUCCAGAAGUAGCAGCCGUUCCAUUCAUCAUUAGUCCCUUACAUACUAUCAAGCACACAGCUGCCACAGCUGUUCCAUUCAUGAUUAGUCCCAUAAUUACAUUGAAAUCAUUCUCCUCCCACCAGUUCUCAAAGACGAUUCUGGUUGAUGCCUACAGUAAAUACAUCAACAACUUUCCUGCUGCCAUGGAAGAGAUCAGGACCCUGAGGAGGAACAAGUCUUCCUUUGAGGAGUUUUUAAUGGUAGUUCUUUCUUAUUAGCUUCAAUCGGUUGUUGUGUUAGGACUGAUUUCUGUUGUAAAAGCUUUUAUAUAAAUAUCCAGAACAAUGACUACCUUCCCUCCCUCUUCAUCACCCACUGCAUCAUCAUAAUUUUAAAAAAAAUUGCCAUAACUUGAUCCGAGAAGUUAAUGGACGAAAAAUACAUUAAAACAGAAAAAAAACCAAAAUAGAUUGGUUGUGUAUUGGAAAUCUUGGUCCCUCCUUGAAGCCAUCAUGUUCUGGAGGUAUUUCAUAGUGAAAGCCUAAGAUUGAGAUACCAAAAGUUAUGUAGUGUCUGGUAUAUGAAUAGAGAUGACUAAAAGUCUGUUACUUAAACAUUUAAACAAGUAAACUACACUUCUAAACCAAUAAGAUGGGCAUUUGAUCAAAUCCAACUAAAAAAAAAAAAAGUACAGAGACUUUGCUAACAUCAAAUUGUAGUUAAACUUUCAGUAUAUAUAUAUAUAUAUAUCAAAGUAAAACUAUAAAAUAAUCCAGUUUUCCAAGAAUUUCAAUUUUUUAAAAAGUAAACUAAACAUCUAAAACAAAAAGAUGGGCAUUUAAUCAAAACCAAAUAAAAAAAAAAAAAGUACAGAGACUUUGCUAACAUCAAAUUGUAGUUAAACUUUCAGUAUAUAUAUAUAUAUAUAUAUCAAAGUAAAACUAUAAAAUAAUCCAGUUUUCCAAGAAUUUCAAUUUUUUUAACCUUGGGCAGGAGGGUGAAAAAUUUGUUAAAAAAUAGGUGUUUUAUUUGAAUGUUUCAUUUGCCGAAAGCUCUUGUUUAAAGAUAUAACAAUUGUGAAAUUCAGCUGAGCCGUAAAGGGCUGACGUCUGAUUCUGUUUGUCAUUGUCAAUUCACCAGAAACAAGAAAAACAAGGAGUGGACAGACUGUCUAUAUUUGGUCUUAUGGUCAAGCCUGUUCAGAGAUUCCCGCAAUUCAUCAUGUUUCUGCAAGUAAGGUGGACAGGGUCAUCCCUGUCAAUCUAUUAGAAGUUCAUAGAUUUUCAUGGAUAAAGUUUGAUUGUAAAAUAGCAAUUCUAAAAUGCUAAAAUUAAAAAUAUUUGGUUUAUCACUAAGUUUUUGUUAGAGAUAUUUAGUUAAAAUUCUGAAAGAGAUUCGCAAUAUAAUAAUUAUUUAGUAUGUAGGGCUUUGGCCUGCUUUAUGUCGUAUGCCAACCAUAUUUAUCAGCUCGUUCACGUGUGUCAUUAUGGUUCAAGCUUGUUCCUUGUAUCUUGUUAUAGAAGCAUUUAUUCGGGUUAUCUUUUUUGACAUACUAUAUUAUAUUACAAUAUAAAUUUAAGACUUAACUUUGAAAGUUUGAGCAGGGACACUCUGUGUUUUAAAUAUUCUUCAGGAUUUGAUCAAAUACACACCAACAAACCAUCACGACCGACGUCCACUUCAGCUGGCUCUGACAGAGCUUGAGAAUGUUGCCUACAAGCUCAACGAGCGCAAACGUCAGAGUGAGCAGCAGUUCCAGGCACAGCAGAUUGUCCACAAGAUAGUCAAGCAGAAAGUACAGCACAUGCUGACCGCAUUGAAUCUCAACCCGGACACCAAAAGGCGAUUUCUGCGAGCAGAUAUGGUGGAGCUAGUGGUAGGAACUAGAGUAGAUUGAACUAUUACUUAACUUUAGUCGACACUAUAGCAGUUAAAAUAAAAGAAAUAGAACUUUUCUAAAAGCUGAGAGGAACUUGUGAACUUGGUAGAUAGCUGCUUUAAUGGUUCUCCAAUUAUGUGUCAUUUAACUGAAUUUAGUUUAAUGUUAUUUUUUUUUUUUUAGAAUGAAAACAUUCUUUUGGCUUGUAUUCUUUUUUAGCUAUGGAUAUGCAAAACUUUAAAUAGUAGGAAAUGCUAUGUUCUCUCAUUUUUAUCGGUAUUCUCUAUAAAUAUUUAUAUUUUGUGUAGUGUUGGACUUCAAGUAUAUAAUAAAUGGGUCUUUCAAAUUUAUUAGCCCUAAAAAUAUAAUUUAUGACUCUCAGACAACUAUGACUUAAAGAUUGUCACAUAUUUGGAUGCUUGCUAAUGAAUAAAAAAAAAUCAAGACCCAAUUUCAUAUUUUUAAAAUUAUCUUUUUUAGAAUAAAACAAAUCACUAAGAAAAAAAUUGUAAACAAUAUGUUUAUAAUACCUUUAUAGGAUUCUUCAUUUCAGCUCAGAUGUCUUGAUUUAGUACAAUUUGAAUAAUUUGAUUUUUAAAAAAAAAAAAAAUAAUGUGUUCUUCAUUAAAAUAUUCUCUAGUCCUUCUAAUUUAGGGAUUAAAAUAUAAACUUUGUGACGUUCAUCAUGUUCUGCAAACCUUUAUUCAAGAAUGGUGACAUCAGCAACAUAAAGUCCAAGAAGAGACGCCUCAUUCUGAUGAAUGACCUGGUUUUAUGUGUCAAAGUUAUGACAAAGUAAGUUGUUCAAGCUCUGAAUGGAAGUGAAAUAAAAAAUAAAAAAAGUAAAGUGAUAGUAAUAAUACUAACAAUAAUAAUAAUAGUAAUAAUAGUAAUAAUAAUAAUAGUGAUAAUAAUAUAUAUAAGAAUGAGCUACAGUGACAUAACGCCAAAGAGCUUAUAAGAUUUAAGUACGUUCGGAUUCCUAAAAACAAUCAUAGUUAUUUUCUAUUAUUUUACGGAAAUCAAAUAAAUUAAAUGCGCAAAAAAUAUUUUAAAUCCUAUUUCGCCAAAACUCUUAGGUUUUUUAAAAUUUAAUAACCGCGCAUGACAAAACUGAUAAUGUAUUUCCCUUCUUAAAAGUAAAAUUAAUAAAUACAAUUAAUUGCUUUUUAAAUUGUUAAUAAAACACACACACAUUUUUGCCUUGUAUAUUUUAACAUUUAAAAAGUUUUUACUUUUUUUGAGUCCAAAAGUAUACUUUUAUUAGAUUUAUAACGUAGUAAAAACUAACCUCUAAAUAUAAUUCUAAUAAGAAAAUGCGGUUUAAGUCAAACAGUGCAGGCAACUCCAUAGCUAAAUAGCAUCACUAAUCCACUUAUACCUCAUACAAAUAAGAACGAACCAUAUGAAGUGCAAAAUAUGAUAGUUUGGGUAUGGAAGCGACUACAAUGAGGUGGAAGAUUUUCUAAAUUUAAUUAAAUCUGGGUGGGGCAGGGGUUGGUCACUUUUCCCCAGGCAGCACAAGAUACAUCUCAAAAUAAACGAAUGAUUUUGAUAAUUAAUUAACCUUCUUGGGUACAUUCGUAUCGGAGGUAGGAAAAAUGAUGUGUACAUUUUUACGUGGAUGACAAUAUAUUUCAAUCCUAUGGUAUUACAUUAAAAAAAAAGAGAUGUUACAUUCUCUUUUUACUAAUAUGUGUAUGUUCAUUUUGCUCAAGGCAGAACAAGAUACAUCCCAAAAUAAAGGAAUUAAUUUGAUUAAUAAUUAACCUUCUUGGGUACAUACAUAUCGGAGAUAGGUAAAAGGAUGUGUAAAUUUUUACGUGGAUGACAAUAAAUUUAAAUCCUAUGGUAUUACAGUUGUGAAACAUAUGUUAACCAAUUAAGAAAAUCAAUGGCGUUAACAAACCUUGGGUACAUUUAUAUAAUAUCAAAAUAUAUAUCAUAUAUCAAAACCCAAUCAUUUUACACACUUGAAAAUUAAAUUUUGACUAAUGAAGAUGGGUUAAUAUUUUCUUUUUUUAAAAAUUGAAAAUAUUUUUUUGUUUUUACUUUGCAAUAAGUAAAGAGGGGUGUAUUUUUAUGAGAUUAACAAUUUAAAUUUUUUUAAAAGACAGUCAAAUCUGACAUAGCCUUGAAAAACAGUUGCAAGAUUCUUCUUAGAUAAAAUAAUUCUUUGUUUUACGAUUUUCUGAUAAUGUAUAAUUUUUAAAAAAAGGCAAAAAUGUGUUUAAAUUUUUGAAGAAGAUAUCAAUAUUAUCGAAUUCCUGUUAUACAAAAUAUAUUUAUAUCAUAUAGAGAGUUUUUGUUGUAAAUUUAAGAUUAGGUUUUUUAAAAAAUUUUGAGAGAAAAAAGUUGUAAUUCAAGGGCACGAAAAGGGGUAAAUCUAAAAUAUUUCUGUAGCGUUGUAAUUGUCCCUCCAUUAACUUCUUUAGUGACAAAAGUGAUAUAAUUAGUGAUAAUUUAGACUGGGUAAUUUAAGGUCAUGUUUAGAGGGGGUAAAGUAUUUUAGGAGCGUUAAAGGAUGUAGUUUACGCGUAUUAUAUAUAUAGCAGAUAAACACUUCUAAAAACUUAAUGAUGUUAGAAACAUAAAUAUCAUUACAUUUUAAAAGUUAUGAAUUGGGAUGAGUUUUUGCAAUAGCAGUUAGAAAUUAUCGCAAAGGACCUACCAUUAUUAUCCCGAUAACAUCGGUUCAUUUAUUCUAGUAGUAAUAAUAGUAAAUUAAUUUGACACCAACAAUUUGUGUCAAUAAAGCAAUUUAAGGUAAGCUUUAAAAUAAUUUUACAGAGUACAAAAGUUUACGUUUCAACACACGCCUUCAUCAACAAAAAGACAAAUAAGUAUAAAUUAAAUUCACAUAUUAUAUAUAUGCAUAUAUCCUACCUAAAAAGAGGAGAAAAAAUAGGAGUGGGCGAAAAAAACAGACAGAAACAAAGUAAAGAAAAGUGGAAAAAAACACUUUUUAUAAUUAGUUAAUAAUAGUAAUAAUAAUAAUAUUAAUAAUGAUAAUAGUGAUAGUAAUUAUAGUGAUUAUAAUAAUAGUAAUAAUAAUAAUAAUAAUAACGAAAGUCCAAUAAUGAAAUCCUGACACAACAUUUCUUAACGUAUGAUUUUGUUUUCAUUAAAAUAGCAAAAAAUUUUAAAUAUAAAGAAAUAUUUUUAAAGGGUCCCCCCCCUUUUUUAAAAAGUAAAUAAAUUCAACCUUUCAACCCAGUUUUCAGUCCCAAACAUUACAAAAUAUCUCACUAUUGUGUGAACAAAAACAAAUGCAUAUGAUCUUACAUAAUAAUUUUGGAGAAGAGAAAAAUAUUUUUAUAAGCUGUAACUAGUUUUUAAAUUUUUUUUUUUUUUAUAGAUUUAACAAACUCUUUCUUACAUAAUUGAAUGAGAAUACAAAAAAAGAAAAAAAAAAGAAAAGUUUAACACACAGUACUUGUCAGUCAGCAUAGAUUAUCUUUCCCCCCCCCUACAACUUGUUUCCACAGAGAUCAAUCGGGAUUUGUCAUAGAAAAAUUGGGCCUCAGGUGGAUGGCAAACCUUCGAGAUCUGGAAUUGAAAGAAACGGCAAUAACGCCGGAGAUGCUGACCGAAGUAAAAAGGGAGUCCGAUAAAAUAGACAUCAUCUCAUCAAGGCUGGGUAGGUUGGAAGUGCACUUACAGAUCUGUAUGCCUCUCUGCUUAAAUGUAGAUAUUAAAAGUUGUUUGGACUGUGGUGGAGAUAACAAUGUAGAAAAUUACAUUUGAUUGUAAAUAAAAUUUGCCACAAUUCAACAGCAUGAAAUAAGUCUGAAAAAAUGUUUGUGUUCUUGUGAAUUUAAUUGUAAAAAUUAUUUUGAAAAGAAGAUUGUAAUUUUGUUCUUGUUUGCUUUGCUUUUUUUCAGAAAAGCCUGAAGAUGACCCAUUUCAUCUGUAUGCAGAUUUGACCGAGAUGUUACAUGACUACUCAGUGCUGAGUCAGAUUAGUGGACUGAUGGGCACCCUUAAACGAUCCUACGCAGGGCAUGUAAGGACACUGACAUGGACGGUCAACUGUUUUAGUUUUAGGGAGGAUGGGGGUUGGGCGUGGACAGCCCAGCGGCUCAAUGGUAGCAUUGUCUUCCUAUGGCGGCCCAGUGGCUCAAUGGUAGCAUUGUCUUCCUAUGGCAGCCCAGUGGCUCAAUGGUAGCAUUGUCUCCCUAUGGCAGCCCAGCGGCUCAAUGGUAGCAUUGUCUUCCUAUGGCAGCCCAGCGGCUCAAAGGUAGCAUUGUCUUCCUAUGGCGGCCCAGUGGCUCAAAGGUAGCAUUUUCUUCCUAUGGCGGCCCAGUGGCUCAAUGGUAGCAUUGUCUUCCUGUGGCGGCCCAGUGGCUCAAUGGUAGCAUUGUCUUCCUAUGGCGGCCCAGUGGCUCAAUGGUAGCAUUGUCUUCCUAUGGCGGCCCAGUGGCUCAAUGGUAGCAUUGUCUUCCUAUGGAGGCCCAGUGGCUCAAUGGUAGCAUUGUCUUCCUAUGGCGGCCCAGUGGGUCAAUGGUAGCAUUGUCUUCCUAUGGCGGCCCAGUGGCUCAAUGGUAGCAUUGUCUUCCUAUGGCGGCCCAGUGGGUCAAUGGUAGUAUUGUCUUCCUAUGGCAGUCCAUUAGCUCAAUGGUAGCAUUGUCUUCCUAUGGAGGCCCAGUGGCUCAAUGGUAGCAUUGUCUUCCUAUGGCAGCCUAGUGGUUCAAUGGUAGCAUUGUCUUCCUAUGGCGGCCCAGUAGCUCAAUGGUAGCAUUGUCUUCCUGUGGCUCAAUGGUAGCAUUGUCUUCCUAUGGCAUCCCAGUAGCUCAAUGGUAGCAUUGUCUUCCUAUGGAGGCCCAGUGGCUCAAUGGUAGCAUUGUCUUCCUAUGGCAGCCCAGUGGCUCAAUGGUAGCAUUGUCUUCCUAUGGAGGCCCAGUGGCUCAAUGGUAGCAUUGUCUUCCUAUGGCAGCCUAGUGGUUCAAUGGUAGCUUUGUCUUCCUAUGGCGGCCCAGUAGCUCAAUGGUAGCAUUGUCUUCCUGUGGCUCAAUGGUAGCAUUGUCUUCCUAUGGCAUCCCAGUAGCUCAAUGGUAGCAUUGUCUUCCUGUGGCGGCCUAGUGGGUCAAUGGUAGCAUUGUCUUCCUAUGGAGGCCCAGUAGCUCAAGGUUAGCAUUGUCUUCCUAUGGCGGCCCAGUGGCUCAAAGGUAGCAUUGUCUGCCUAGCAAGCCCUACAUCCAGGUUGUCCUCAGCCAUGUCCAAGCUGGUCAAAUCAAUGUGUCUUGGGGAUGUGUAAACCCUGAGUAAAAUAAAUCUCUGCCAAGUAUAUGCUAUGAUGCAGUGUGGAUGCUUACCAGUGCAAAAUCAACUACCAAGUUUUCAUUAGGGACUUGUGCCCAUUCUUAUUCUUUUCUUUCAUUUUUAGGUAUAGGAAGGUUAUAUGUAUAUAUAUAUUAUGUAAAUUUAAUUUAUGCUUAUAUAAAAAAAAUUUUUUUGCUGUACUGAUGAAGGCAUUUGCUGAGUAGUUUGAAUUUGUAUUUUGUGUAAUCACAAUUAAAGCUUAAGAAAUAUUGUUUUGUUUACACUUAAUCUCAUUAAUCUACUGAAAAGAUUUGUCUGAGUCCAACCCGUUUAUCUUUUCAAGCAUUCACGAGAAAUUAUAGUAAAGUUGAUUAUUUUCCACUUGAUUGUUUUCAGGGGCUCAAUGAGGAGCUAAUCCAUGAAGUGUCAAGGGACCUGCAGCGCAUGAUCCAACUAAAAGACGAGCAGCUGCGGCUGGUCAAUAGCUGCUCAUUAGUUCUUGAAGAUAAAUCCAAGUAGGUGUUGUCCACACUAGGCCUAACAUGCUUGGGCUCAGAUUUCAGUGAUGUCCGCUAUGUCAUAACUGUCAACCCUUCAUUAGCCUGCCUUUCACUCUCAUGAUCAUUUAAAUCUUACUCUAAGCCCUAGGCUCCUGCUCCUGGAAGCCAUGUUCCUUGGGCUUCUGAGAAAAAUUUACAAACAGACACACAAGAAAAACAAAAUUUUGUGAUCAAGAUAUCAAAUUUAAUUAAUUAACUAAUAUAUUUGUUUUUAAAGUAGUCCAUUAACAUUAUAUCAUUAUUAUUCUUAUUAAGCUGUCCUUAUAUAGCACAGUACUCCAGCCUAGGGCUAGGCUCACUGCGCUUCACAUAAAACUUAGCAAUUACAGAAAAUUAGACAUUUAAAAACAAUUUGUUAAAAGCUUAACCUCAUCCACCCAAGUACUAUCUACCCUUGUCCAACCAUGGACAGCACCCAGCAGCGUUGUUUAUUAGUUAGAAGAAGGGGGGGGGGAAUGAGUUGGUAUUGUAGAGUUUUAAGAGAUGGGUCUUGAGGUCAGUUUUGAAGGGAUGGUCGGUACAUUGGGGAUGUGUCAUGGGAGAGAAUACCAUUGUUUGGGGGCACAAAAAGAGAACGAUUGUUCACCAUAUGUCUUAGUGGAUAUAGCUCAGUCUUAUUUUUGUGUGGCUGUUGGCCUUGUCCAGAGCCAGCUUGGCCAUUAGGUACAUGAACUAUCAGCUCAACCACAGUUGACGGUACAUGAACUAUCAGCUCAAUCACAGUUGUGUUAAUUAGCUCAGUCAACUUGCUCUAAUAGUUAUAAGAUAUACUACACCAUUAUUUAUCUCCAGAUCAGACAAGCCUGUCACUUAUGUUAUCCAUACUGAGACGUCAUCCAUCAAGCAAGACUGGUGUGUGGACUUCCUUAUGGCCAAGCUGGCUCUGGACAAGGCCAACAUGCCAGCGUGGGACGGCACCAUCAACAGUGACGAUGACACCUGUGACAUCAUACCAGCUCAAUUUAUGAAGCAUCUCCUCGUGGAUGUGCGCAGAAGCUACACAAAGGUCAGCCUUCAUUUCCUCUCCAAGAUUCCCUUCAGAGAAAAUGGGUUGGUGUUUCAUUUUUAAAGGAGAAAAAGAAGCCUUGUGAAAGGAGAAACCAAGAAACUUUGCAGUGCACUCCUCUUAUACUUUAAGAACUUGAAUAAACUGAGAUAACUUUUUAUUUGUUUUUCUCCUCAUUUAAGAUCAAAUGUGCAGUGUCCACCUUCUUGAGCCCUGAAAAGUCCACUUUCAGUGUCGGCGUUCAGCACCUCUGGGUCUGCUCAUCGUCUCCAAACCUUGGACAGAUAUCCGUAUUGUCCAUACAGAAUUCCAGACCCUCACUGAUGGAAUCUUUUAAGUAAGUUUUCUAAGGAAAAUAAACAAACUUUAACCCAAUGCUGACAUUCUUAUUCAAACAACAACAUAAACUUUAAUUCCUCGGAACUGAAAAAAAAAAAAAUUUAAAUUCUGAACUUUAGAAAGUCUAAAAAAUCUCCCCAUGAUUUUAAAGCUUCAUGAAGACUACCCUCCUUUCAACUUUGUAUUUUUCAUUAAAAUCCCAACAGCCAUGACAGUAUCAAGAAAAAUAUGGCAUGGGGGAAACCAGUGUUUUACAUUGUUUUUAUUAUUAUUUUAAAAAAUAAAUUAAUUUAAUCUAAAAAUUUGUUUUUUUGAGAAAGUGUUAAUAGCAUCUGAGUAUUUGGCAGGGUAAUUAAAAUUAAAAAUUUAAACUUUUUGAUUUAAUCUGAUUGACCAAUUUUUGACCAGUACCUUUCUUCAUCUAAAUUGUCUUUUUUUGUGUGCGGUGCUCACCCAGUGCCUGCACGUGUGAGAUCACAGCAGUAGAGAUGGUACCUGGCUUUGGAACUCUUACUGUGCCUGAAGACUACAUCUUCGCUGAGGACACUGUUUGGGUGUCAACUGCUAUUAAUGAGUAAGUUUUUGUAACUUCAGUGUUACAUGGUAAGGAGUCUUGUGUUGGUUUUAAUUUUUAUCUUAUGUUCAGAUAAUUGAGCUAGUAAUAUCUCAUAUUAUUAUAUUUGAAUUCAUACAAAUAUUAUCCUUGAUUAUUUUGAAGUUGCACACUAAAGGUGUAAUUUUAAAAAAAAGAAAAAAAAAGCUCUCAUUAAGAUAUUUCAUAUUUACAUGAAGAACAAAAGUUGGAGGCCAUUGACUUGAAUUGUUCAUACUUGAACAGUGAAGGUAGAUUUAUGUGCCAUUUAUAUUUCUACUACAAAACAUAUCAACAAAGGUAUUUUAUGUACAAAUAGUGUGGAAAAAAAAAAACAACUUUUGUCUUCUUCAUAGAAUCCUGAUUUUUCCCCUGACAAGUUCCGAUGGAGUUCACAGGAGUGCUACGGCUGUUUUGAGAACACUGGCAGCUGUUGUGUCGCUAAAAUUUGUUGAUGAGAGGCUUUUCUGUGGCUGUAAUAAUGGUGUCAUGGCCGUGUACUCACGCCACGAAAGUAAGUUUAAAGUAAUUUGGAACAAAGCCUAUAAAAUAAAAAGGUAUUUAGGACACAAAUUUCAUCAAUCUAGCAGAUCACAAAAUUUUCAGCAAUCCAACAGAUCACAAUUUUCAGCAAUCUCGCAGAUCCAGAAUAAUUUUAUAUAUUUUUUUCGGUGUGUGUAUUCACCAUCAUAAAUAAAAAAUACUGCUAUAGGCCUAUGUAAAUCUUGUAGAUAUAGUCUCAUUGCUGUACAGUAUUUUAAAGUCAUUGUAGUUAAUUUUUUAAUAUUUUUUUAUAACUAAACCAAUGCUGCACAAAUAAAUAUUAGAGAAUUUUUUUGUCCAUUUCGCGUCAUGUCAUCUUAUUUGUGUGAGCUGAAUGGAAUUUGCGAUAGAAACCUGUUGGCACUUAUUCUAUGACAUUUGUUUUACAUCUACUUUCAGAGGGAAACUGGGAAACACUGACCCCAGCCAACAUGGAGUUUGGCAUUUCUUUUGUGAAGAUCCAUUUUGUGCACGAGGAAGAUCUCUACCUCUCUUGUGGAAAUCAGCUGAUUUUGCUCGACACUGACAGUCUACAGCUGACGGUAAAGUGUUUUAUUGGCUCACAACUUUUCAAACAACCAUCUCAUACACCUUUCUUUACUAAUAAUUAGCAUUUAUUAAAGCAUGAGUUUCUUUACAGGGUUCCAUGAAUUAUAAUGUCACAGGUGAGAUCAUAUUUAAAUUUUUAAUUUUAAAUGCAAGUAUCAAGCAUUGGAAGUAAUAGAAUGCAUCUAUUUUAUUUUAGUCUCUUGAAUAUUAAUGCAAAUAUAUUUUUAACAAUUAAUGAAGACAUUGCAUAACUUCCUUCUACACUUUCACCCCCCCAAGGCUCAGCAUACCUUGAUGACAGAGCAAGAAUCUGCCAUUGACUCUGUGGUGAAGUCGGGAGUGGGUCUGUGGGUGGCGUUCCAUGACAGCUCUGUCAUCAAACUUUUCCACAUUGAGAGCAUGGAGAACCUGCAGGAGCUGAGUGUUGGCAACUUCCUCAACAGGAUCCGUGCAGGUAGACCUUUAGUCUCAGCACUAGGGACUGACAUUCCCCGCUUUCAAAGUGAGGCAUUCAACAAUUUAGAAUUAGAUUUGUUUUGUUACGCUGUGUGUCAGCCAUUGGCUCACUUGAAUCCUGACACCCCAGUGCGUCGGUCCGGCAGAUAAGUGUUCUGGAGAGCCAGAUGAACAGCCCCUCUUUAAUAAUGAGCUUUCCUGAAAAAAAUAUUUUGAUUAUUUCUCACAUAAGUAAGUGUUAUAUAAUCGUUAUGACGUUUCACUAAGUUAAUCUGUAGUUUUAAAUUUGGCUCGUUAGACGAACGAUACGUCCCAAAGAACUGAAGACCAGUAUACAAAGAAAGACCAUACCAAAGCUAGCGAUGGAUCAAUGAUCAAUUUAAUUAUAUUAUUAAGUUGAUAAAUAAAAAAAAUCAAGUAUACAAAAAGAAAAACUAUAUUAACUUACAGCACAUCAAGUCAAAAAUGUUUAACACUAGAAAGGUACAAAUAUAAAUUCACACACACACACAGGUGAAAAGUUGUAAGGUCUCUUGUAUCUCUGGUAAGUCUCGUAAAUGUCUGCCGGUCACAGUUGAGAGUUUAUUGGUAAUGUCAGUAACAAAAAACAAAGGGGGAGGUGAGGUUGCAUGCCACGGCUCAACACCAAUCGGUUAACAAAACUAGGUCAACACACGGGCUAUAACAUAAGCAAGAGUAUAUUCACUAUUACACAUUUUAGUGAACAAAACUUUGGAUUUUGUUGAGAGAUAGAAAAAUUAUAUAUACCGUAAAAUACAUCCAGAGUAUUGGGAUAAAUAUUUCCUCAUUUACCAAAAAACUAUUGUAAAUGCUAAAAAUGACUUGCAGCUGAUAUACACUUAUGAAUGAAAAUGUUUGUUGAUUAUUUUUUAUCUCACCCCAAAGCUUUCCCUGUAACACACAAACAUACAUAUAUAUUUAUAUAAUUUUGAAUGGUUGAGUUUUUCCCAAUCUAACAUACAUUUGUCUUCACAGAGAGGCUGUGGUCACUGAGUGGAGCCACAGAGAACAUGGUGGUCACCAGCCUGGCCACCAGCAAGGGACUCUUGUGGAUAGGAACCAGCUCUGGUAUUGUGCUGACCGUACCUUUACCUCGUCUCAGGUGAGUAGUGCUCUGGUAUUGUGCUGACAGUACCUUUACCUCGUCUCAGGUGAGUAGUGCUCUGUUGGCCUCUGUCUUUCCGGUCUUCAGUUGGUUGGGAGCGUAACAUCUUAAAAUUUCUUAAAUGAAGCCAGUGCCAGUAACUUAUUUGCUGUGCUUCACCUUCACAGGGUUUUCUUGGUUACAGAGCACACAUCUAAAUUUAACAGAAUUUGAGUUGUUGAAUUUAUAACAAAUUUUAUACAAAUAGUUAUUAUUAUUAAAAGUAAGAGAUAUGUCUAGUCGUAUAAUUUUUGUAAUGCUCAUACUAUUUGAAGUAUAUCUUUUUUCAACUUUCAUAUAUUUUAUCAAAUUUUUAAUAUUUUUUUAAAUGAUUAAAAAAAAAAAAUUAAUUUAAUUAUGUACAGAAUAACCUAUUUCCAUUGCUUCACAAUUUUCCUGCUGAACCUUGUUUAUUUAUCAGUCAUUUCAGGACUUAAUCUUUUGUUAUGUGUAACAGUAAUAACGAUAUCAGAAUAUGUGACAUGUCAUCAAAAAUUAAAACUAAAUCAAUGAAAAAAGAUAAAAUUCUGAUGAGCACUCCUGUGACACAAGCUUUAAUUUUUCUUAAGAUGAUGUUAAUGGAUUAUUAUGGAAUCUCCCUACUUGACAGAAUAUGAAUUUGUUUUGUUUUUUUCCAGCGGUGGUGUCCCCUUGUACCGCGGCCGACCCCGUGUUUCACUUCAUGCUCACAAAGGGCCAGUCAAAUUUCUUAUUCCUCUCAGCUGCUCUACCAGCACAAUCGAGCUGAACAGGGGCAGCUCUCUGAGGUCGUACCUGAGGUCAAGGCCAAGCCUGAGAAAUUUGAAACGAGAACAAACAGAGCCAGGUGAACAAAAUAUUCCGGAAGAGACAGAAAAAAGCACAGAGGCGGUUGCAGCUGGUGUAAAAAAUGUUGGUUUUCAUUUAUCAACCACAAUGUUCAGUACUGACAGUCUGAGGUCAAAUACGACACCUCUGCUGACCGACAAGGAGGCCCAGGAAAUCAUUGCUUGGGAAGAGAAGUCAGGGUCAAAAGAACAGUUAUAUGCAGUCGAGCCCCCCUGCGACUCACAGCCAGACACACCAAAGUGCAGCCCAGCAGACCGCAAUCUAUUGUCCAAGAACAGAAAUACCAGUCGACAGAAGUCAUUUGAUGAGAGUAGGUUUGCGCUAAGGAGAAACAACAGGAGGAUAACUGAGACCGAUAGGAGGAGUAAGACCCUGUCGUUUCGCUCUGAGCUUGAUGAGCGAAUAGAGCAGUCGGAGCCAUCAGAGGCAGAGGAUAUACGAGAGCUGGAGCAGCUGUGCGAUGUGUUGCUGGAGGACAGCCAUGAAAGAGGCGAGAUGUCUGGUGACAUGAACAAUGCUGCCAUUUCAGGCGUGUCUUUGGAAAGCCAGAAUGUGGGAAAUAUACUAAGCCCCUCGUCCAGUAGCUCGAGUGGUCAAUCUGCUCUGCCAUCAUGGCUCAACAUGUCCCCUAACACCCACCAAGAACCCCCGCCAGACACCGAUCCAUCCGUAUCAAAUCUUUCGCCGCGUGAUUCUGCGGCCUCCCAGAGCCCAUGCACGUCCUCGUCCUCUGCAAGCAGUUUCAGAGAUAAUGAUUCUGGUCCGCUCAAAGGUAAAACUCUUGCCAGAAGUGGUCUGAGCAGGCAGACGAUGUCCCGCAAAGCCAGUAACAACGCAGUCAUCUUGCUGAGUGGAGGCGACGGUUAUUGUGAUCUGGACUAUUCCAGGAGCCAAGCCAAAACAGAAGGAGCUUGUGUUAUGUUGUGGAUAUAUAAAUUCUAA